AUGCAUAUCAAGCGGGAGCACCCAUCCCAGUACGACCACAGCGUCGGCGACAGUCAACCUCCGGCUCGUCGUGCCAGACUCGUUAAGCACGAGGAUAAUCGCACUUUCGAUCAGUUGACGGGAAGAAUCCAGCAAGACCAUCUAGAACCUCAGCAUCAACACUUGUUUGAUGCCUUUCCCACUGAGAACGCUGGCGAUCAAAUCCCCCCACAGCAAGAAGUACUGUCGCACAUGAACAACACUGGACUUCUCAUCUCCCAGCAACUUUCCAACUUGCAGCUGAAUCAACAGCCUACGCAAGACAACCUAUACUUGUGGAGACCGGACUUGUCUCAACUUCCUAACAGCUUCGUCUUUGGCCCAGUCGAGCAGCAGCAGCCCUUCUUGUUCCAAGGCUCCAGUGAUCAGAAACAGGAGCAGCCACUGUACCAAGACUUCAGUGAUCAAAGCCAUCAGCAGACACAAUUCCAAGACUUCCGCAAUCCAAUCCAGCAGCAGCCAAUGCCCCAAAGCCACCCCUCGGAGCCUGUUCACGAGAAGAUAGAGCAAGGUCGGGUCAAGAUGGAAGAGACAAUGACUUUCCCUGCUGCCUUCGGAGUUAACGAAGAUCAAUGGAAGGUUGAGAACCCGUACGGAAACGAUGUCCUGUCAGAGCUGCCGGGAGCUGGUACAUUGAAUAAUGGCAUCCAACAAACGAGCGGCUAUAAUGUCUCAGUUCGGAAUCUUGGGCCUGUCCAAUUCCAGAGCCACAACAGCAAUCAGAACUUCCUUAAUGCCAGUAGGGCGGCUGUCGGAAAUGGCUUGGUUCCGCAAAUGUGGCCCGCCUUGGAGGACCAGGCCCAGUCUGCAAACGACUUCUUUAUGCCCUCGUUUGACUUGGGCCAAACGACCACAGGCUUUUCCGAACAGCCUCGUUUGCAGGGACCCUUCAACACACAGGCUCAGCUAAACCAUCGUUUUGGCCUGAGCCAAGCCCCCACGCAAAGCAACUGGGCUACCAACACCCAAGUCCAGGGGCUUGCGGGGGGCUUUCAAAUGAACCAUGGGCUCAGUCCCGAUGCUGUACUUUUCAACGGCAUCCCAGCCACAGGAACGUUGAAUUCAGUCAUUAACCCCAUGACUUUCAACCCGACAAUGGGUUUCGACAUAUCCUACCCUGAGGGCACCGUCUCGCCAAAGGCUCUGCAGAUAAACCCCUCGCCUGACACUCCUACAGUCCCGCCUGAGCCAGACCAGAGCCUCCUGAUGACGGGCAACGAUGAGCAGCUUUCCAGCUCAUCUUCUACCAUCAAGCUUGAUGCGUCCCCUGCUCCGACUAAAAAGGUGAACGCAAAGGGGCGUACCGAGCUUCCCGACAAGCCCUAUGGUUCAAACCAGAGCUCAUCAUCGAGCUCUAGCUCGGAUGGUAACAGAAGUGCCAAGACCCAGCAGAUACCCCAGCGCCCGAAGAAGUUCUCUGAGCUUCGGCCCAAGCCAGCACGAAGCGCCUUGCUAGAUCAAUCGAGUUCUGCAAAGCCCCAGCUCUCCCCGGCAAAGUUGCAUCGCCAAAAACAGAACAAGUUUCUCCUCGAGAAGAAGCGUGAAGGCAUGUCAUACAAGGACAUCAAGCGCGAGGGUGGGUUCACCGAAGCAGAGUCGACUCUUAGAGGCCGAUUCCGCACGCUCACGGUGGCACCGGCCGAGCGAGUCAGGAAGCCCGCUUGGAAGGCUGGAGAUGACGAGUUGCUACGCCAAGGCGUUCGCAAGUAUGCCAAGGGAGCAGACAUCAAUACGGCCAAGAUUCCCUGGGCAAAGGUGGCCAACUAUCUGAAGGCCCACGGUGCGUCGUACAACUUCAGCGUCGGUGCCUGCUCCAAGCGCUGGGAGGCAAGGGAAGAAAAGUGA
Pestalotiopsis fici W106-1 is the source of this 1884-nucleotide messenger RNA. RefSeq lists its product as uncharacterized. The record is from RefSeq and is a predicted model, not a curated record. Bases 1 to 1884 code for a protein of 627 amino acids. Lineage: Eukaryota; Fungi; Ascomycota; Sordariomycetes; Amphisphaeriales; Sporocadaceae. The transcript has 3 exons.